Messenger RNA from Macrosiphum euphorbiae (potato aphid), 2013 nucleotides. NCBI's taxonomy places the organism in Eukaryota, Metazoa, Arthropoda, Insecta, Hemiptera, Aphididae. The record is from the annotation of a GenBank genome assembly.
AUGAAGCAGAGCAAUAAUAAUCCUCAUUUGGAAAAAUGCAGAAAACUAGUUCGCACGCAUCUCGAUUUGCAAUUAUUCUCAUCUGCAUUAUUUUGGGCUGAUAAAGCAGCUACUUUAAGUCAUUUUGAUCCAAGAGACAUUUAUCAACUAGCUAGUUGCAUGUUUUUGUUAAAACAAUACCAAAGGGCGGUCAUGCUGAUAAAAAAUAAAGGGUUGGAUAAAACUGAUAUGUUAUGUUAUUACAUGGUCUUAAGAUGUUUGGUAGAAGCCAAAGACUACACAGAAGCAGCUAACAUUAUUAAUUCUGAAAUAAAUCCAACAUCAUGUAAUGUAUCACUCCAACAACAAGAUAUGAAGUCUCAUGAUGGUUUGACUCAUUUUAAUGUUCAAAGUGCAUUAUUUUGUAUUAAAGGAAAAAUAUAUGAAGCAUUAGAUAACAGAAAUUUUGCUACUGAUUGUUAUAGAGAAGCUUUGAGAAAUGAUGUACAUUGUUAUGAUGCAUUUCAAGCUCUUAUCCAGCAUCAAAUGUUGACUUCAUUUGAAGAACAAAUGUUAAUUCAGUCAUUACCAUGGAGUAAUCACCCUAAUGAUUGCAUUACAAAACCUUUAUAUGAAGUGCUAUUAAAAAAAUACCAAGAACCCAAAUUAACUGGACCAUUUUCACAAUUUGAUAUACCUGUUGAAUUAAUAAUGGAUAAUCUGGAUAUUCAAGAGGCUGAAGCUGAACGACAUUAUUAUGCUUGUGCAUACAAAGAUUGUUUUCAAAUUACUGAAAGUGUUUUAAAACAAGAUCCAUAUCAUCCUGAAUGUUUACCAAUACACAUUGCUUGUCUAGUGGAAUUGGAAAAAUCAAACGAUCUAUUUUAUUUAGCACACAAAUUGGUGGAUCUUCAACCAGAUCAAGCAAUUGCAUGGUUUGCUGUUGGGUGUUAUUAUUAUCUUAUAGGAAAACGAGAUCAAAGUAGAAGAUAUUUAGGAAAAGCUACUAACCUUGAUAACACUUUUGGCCCAGCUUGGUUAGCUUAUGGUCAUUCAUUUGCUGUUGAAAAUGAACAUGAUCAAGCAAUGGCAGCUUAUUUCAAAGCAUCACAACUUUUAAAAGGAUGUCACUUGCCUCUUCUGUAUAUUGGUUUGGAGUGUUCGUUAACAAACAACAUUAUCAUGGCUCAAAAGUAUUUAAAAGAAGCUUUGGAAAUUGCUCCAAACGAUCCAUUUGUAUUACAUGAAUUAGGAGUUAUUGCUUUUCAAAGCCAUAGGUAUAAAGAAGCUGAAAAUAGGUUCCUUGAAGCACUUGAAAGAAUUAAACAAAUUAAACAACCUAUAAUAGCCAAUAAAUGGGAAUCGCUUUUCAACAAUUUGGGACAUGUAUAUCGAAAGAUGAAGAACUAUGAUAAAGCCCUAGAGUAUCAUAAACAAGCUUUAGUUAUAUCUCCUAUGAACACAUCUACAUUAACAUGUAUUGGGUUUGUUCAGUCACUCAAUAAUAAUUUUAGAGAUGCUGUGGAUACAUUUCAUAAGGCUUUGGGCCAAAAGCGAGAAGAUACAUUUAGUAGUACCAUGUUAACAUGCGUUUUGGAAAUAUGCAUUGAAGAUCCUCCUUUAUUUAAUGACUAUUCAGAUGAGGCAACAGAAUCAUUAAAACUUGAACUAAGCAAAAAACUACCGAAAACCAAUAGAUUGUUAAAAAUGAAUGAUGAUAAUGACGUCAUACUUCCAUUCAGAAAUCCUAAUUUAAGACUCUGGAACAGAAGACUAAAAAAGAAAACUGAAGAUACAAGUAGUAACGAUCCUUUGGAAGACAUCAGUAGUAACAAUCCUACCGAAGAAAACAGUAGUAACAAAAUUACUGAAGAUACCAGUAGUAAUACUAAUAUAGGUGAUACUAGUUGUAAUACCGUAGGAGAUACUAGUAGUAGUGCAAUGGUUAUAGAUUCUAGUUCAGCUGCUGAUAAUUCUAGCAUUAAUAUGGACUUGUCAACAAAUAUGUCUGGAAAUUCUGAUAGUUCUAAGUAA